CUAUAAGUAGUAUGAAUGGCACUGAUGAUUGAAUCAAUAUGAGAUACUUGUGAUUCACCAGAAGUGUUUCGCUGGGACAGGCACAAAUUCUGCAUCAGGGCUUCCAUGAUUCUGAUUUGGGACUAUUCAAACCUCUUUUCUUGACGCUCCAUAGAAGCUUCUAUUUGCUCCAAAGAAAUAUUCAUUGUAGUUUUCUCGUCGUUACUGAUAAGUCUUGUUAAUUUGAACGCUUCAUUCGGUUCCGAAGCUAUCCUUGUAAACCCCAAGCUAGAACUACACAGCGACCUGAGCACGAGAGAAAAGACGCAAACUAUGCGAGAAGCACUUUACUCCAAUGGUUCGUUUUAGUACAGAAAAUAUAGGGUUUUUAUAGUAUUUUCAGAUGUCCUUGGGUUUCUCGAAGAUUCUGAAAUGCUACUUAACAUAGUAGCAGUAUUGUAAUCAGACAAUCAGAAACUCUACAUGUGACUUCUCACUUUCUUGGUGUUUUUGGAUAAACUACAAGUGAACGUUGAUUGGAUAAAAUGCUUCUUAGUGUUUUCCUGAUCCUUGCUUGUCUUCUGUCAGACGUUUUCUGGAUCACCCCAACACUAGUCACAUUAACAGAGAGAACAUUUUAUCGAUUAUUACAAAAAAUGGAUCAACGUUGUUAUAGUCCAUCACCGAAUUGGUAUGGACCAAAAUCACCAAAUGGUUGUGAAGUAUUCAUUGGUAAAAUACCACGUGAUUGGUUUGAAGAUGAACUAGUUCCUGUAUUUGAAUUAGUUAAAAAAAUUUAUCUGUUUCGAAUAAUGGUGGAUUUUAGUGGGUUAAAUCGUGGUUAUGCUUUUUGUAUGUAUACUAAUCGUGAUGAUACUAGACGAGCUGUAAAUGAAUUAAAUUGUUAUGAAAUUCGUAAAGGUAAAAUAUUAAGCGUUUGUUUCAGUAUUGAUAAUUGUCAUUUAUUCAUCGGUGUUAUACCUAAAUUGAAAGCAAAAGAUGAGUUAAUGUUGUAAAUGUGAAAAGUAAAUGAUGGCGUGAAAAAUGUGAUUGUUUAUCCAAGUGUAGCUGAUAAAAGCAAGAAUAAAUGAUUUGCAUUCGUCGAGUAUGAAAAUCACAAAACAGCUGCUAUGGCUCGACGUAAACGAAUUCCUGGACAAAUUCAUUUAUGGGGACACCAAAUUGCUGUGGAUUAGGCAGAACCGUAACGUGAAGUUGAUGAAAAUAUUAUGUUAAAAAUGAGUUUACCCUCAUAGUUACCUAAAUGAAAUCAGCCUAUUGAUCCUACAAAUCUUUCAAAAAAAUUAACAUACUACUACUAUAAAUUGGUAGGUAAUAUGAUACGAUUAUUUUAAAAAUCAUGUAAUUUCAUUCCUUAUACAGAAAGAAAUCAAUCAUACAAAAUACUAACUUACUUUUCACUACAUUUCUAAUCCUCCAAGUAUUGUAUCCACUGAUUUUGUAACAAACAUCAUUAUAUCUUUCAUCAACUUCAGAAACCAGAAUCUACACACUUCCCCAGAAUCUUAUUACACUUCGAGGAAGUCGGCUUAUAUUUAUUAAUGAUACCUCAAAAUUGUGAAAAAUUUUGCGUUUCUCCCCACACUUUCCUACGCGUUUUGCGCUUCUCUCCAACAUUUCAUCAUAAUCUUAAUAGAGUUCUUGCAAACUUGUUUUAAGGCAAUCCAUCUCACCUAAUUUCUACAGAUAUCACUGAAAAGCCAGGCGAGAAUACAUAUGUAUAGUUUUUACUUCGAUAUUCCAUUAAUUUUAGUCAAUUACGCAGUGUCAAAGAAACUGGAUCAUGAAGACGUCAACAUCUGGGGCGAAGCAUGGGAUACAGUGGACAGCUAGAAUGCAGUUGGACGAUCUGGACUUCGCAGAUCAUCUGGC
Schistosoma mattheei is the source of this 1872-nucleotide messenger RNA. The record is from the annotation of a GenBank genome assembly. Lineage: Eukaryota; Metazoa; Platyhelminthes; Trematoda; Strigeidida; Schistosomatidae.